CUUUCAUUCCUGAAGAAUAAUUUUUUUUUCUAAGUGUCAAGACCCAUGACAAUGCAAUAAAUAGAAAAAUAUGGUUAACAAAAUAAAAACUGUCUUCACCACUUAAUCACCUAAAGUAAGAUGUCUCGUUUAGAAGCUAAAAAGCCAUCUUUGUGUAAAAGUGAACCACUGACAAGUGAGAAAGUCAGGGCCACACUUUGUGUCUUGAAAGGAAUCCUGACAUCGAGCUAUGGCCCUUCGGGGAGGCUGAAGCAGGUGCACAGUGGCCUUGGAGGCUGCGUGUGCACCACCUCACAGUCGUCAGCCCUGCUCUCUAACCUUCCCGUCACCCAUCCCAUUUUAAAGAUCCUGACAACAUCCACAAAGAAUCAUGUGUCAUGCUUCAGUGACUGUGGCUUAUUCACAGCCAUUCUUUGCUGCAAUCUGAUUGAAAAUGUUCAGAGAACAGGCUUGACACCCACCACGGUUAUUAAAUUAAACCAGCAUCUUUUGCGCCUCUGCACCCAUUACCUCAAGUCUGAGUCCUGUGGUUGUCGAAUUCCAGUUGACUUUAGCAGUCCUCAGACCCUCCUCUGUUUGGUGCGCAGUGUAGUAACAAGUAAGCCCGCCUGUAUGCUCACCAGAGAGGAAACAGACCAUAUCAGUGCUUUGGUUCUGAAAGCCUUUUUGCUCACAAUUCCAGAAAACACCAAAGACCGCCUCAUUUUAGGAAAGAGUAUAAUUGUGCCUUUAAAGGGUCACAGAGUUCUAGAUUCUACUGUACUCCCUGGAAUACUUAUAGAAGUGUCAGAAGUUCAACUGAUGAAGAUCUUACCCAUCAAAAAAUCAGAUGCCUUCAAGGUGGCACUCUUUUGUUCUUCUUUAUCCGGAGAUCUCUCUGAUACUGGAGAAGGAACUGUGGUGGUCAGUUCCGGGGUCUGUCUUGAAAAUGCAGUCCUGGAGCAGUUGCUUAACCUAGGAAGGCAGCUAGUUAGUGAUCAUGUAGACCUUGUCAUGUGCCAAAAAGUUAUACACCCAUCUUUGAAACAGUUUCUCAGUAUGCACCGGGUAAUUGCCAUUGAUAGAGUUGGAGUGGCUCUGAUGGAACCCCUGAGUAAAGUGACAGGAACACAACCUAUUGGUUCCCUAGGCUCAAUCUCUCCUAGUAGUUACGGAAGUGUGAAAGAUUUGUGUCCAGCAAAAUUUGGCUUCAAACAUUUUCUUCAUCUAAUUCCUAAUGAAGCAACUAUCUGCAGCUUGCUACUCAGCAACAGAAGUGACACUGCCUGGGAUGAGCUGAAGCUCACUUGUCAAACCGCACUGCACGUUUUGCAGUUAACAAUCAAGGAACCAUGUGUUUUGUUGGGAGGCGGCUGUACUGAAACUCAUUUGGCAGCAUAUAUCAGACACAAGACUUGUAACGAGCCAGAAAGCAUUCUCAGAGACAACGGAUGUACUCAAACAGAACUUCAGCUACUCACUGAAGCAUUCUGCCGUGCAUUAGAAUCUGUCGCUGGCUCUUUAGAACAUGAUGGAGGUGAAGUUCUUACCGACAUGAAGUAUGGACACUGUUGGUCCAGUCAGGCAGAGUCUCCCUCUGUUGUUAACUGGCCAGAUUUGCUUUCAAGGUGUGGCUGUGGGCUAUGCAAUAGCCAGGAAGAACUCCGCUGGUCGUUCUUGAAGACUACUCAGCAUCCCAUUGCACCACAAACCUGCCUUCCACAUGAAGCUAUAGGCUCAUCCAACAACCUGACCUUGGACUGUUUCACGGCUAAGCUUAGUGGCCUGCAGGUGGCUGUGGAGACAGCCAAUUUGAUUUUGGAUCUUUCAUAUGUCAUUGAGGAUAAAAACUGAUAGCACAGCAUGUUUAUAUUAUAGACAAACAAAAAAAUCUAGUCAGGCGUCAAUUAAGAAAAAUAUUGAGUGUAUUUUUUUCUCUCCCCAUAUUCUGCUUAUCUGGAUAGAUUAUUCAUAAAAUUACAGAGAUACUUACAUAUGGGGUAAAAGUAUGAUUCUUAAGUAGAAAUACCAUAAAAUAUUAAAAAUAUGAAGCAUUAUUAUUAAAGAUAUUAGAGUAUCUUAGGGUUUCCACAGAAUACCACUGUAUAUUGUUAUUUUGCCAUCACUCAAGAAUCUGCAGAAAUUUAAAAAUUUCCCAAUUUAUAAAAAAAAUUUACUAAUCUAUGCUCUGAUUUGGAUAUACUUAGUAUACUUUUUAGUAGUUAUUAAACAUGUUUAAAGUGUAAAAUUAGAUUCCAGAGUAUCACAAAGCACCUAAUAUAUAUUGCUCAAUCAAGAGAAGUGCUCAAACUACACAUCUAGUAAAAUUUCGAUGUUCUUUACCUGAGGCCCUAUCAUUCAAGGGUUAAGUAACUGAUUUUGAACCUGACCUACCUAUAAUUUUUAGUUUUUCUCACAGUUCAUUUGUGUUAUUUUGAAGAAAUGUGUGAUUGGGGAAAAAAUUACUUACAUAGUAACAAAGCAGAUAGAGAAAAGAAGUGGAAAAGUUAUUUCUCUAGUUCACUCAGUAGUGUAAAGAAGAAACCAAAACAGCUCUCAUAGUCAAAGUAGAGACACUGAUGUUUCAUCAAAGAAUGUAAUUUGAAUGUUAUGCAAAUGCAAUCAAUGUGUCGAUAAAUUGAAGAAGAAAUACAGAAUGCAGCUUGAGGAAUACAUAUGGGGCUAUAGCAGAUGCUGUAUUAAGUCUUAGGAAAAUGUUUUGAAAAUUUUAGGAAAAUUAAACGAUGUGUAAGAGUCAGAUCCAUAGCCAUGAUAGAAGGAGAUAGAAUUUUUAAGCAAUUUCCUCCAAUAUUCUUGUAAUGCAAAAGAAUUUUUAUCCAGAGCCAAAGAAAAAAAAUCCAAUACAAUCUCACAAGGAAUGCAAUAUAUAUUGAAAACUCAGCUGCACUUCAUGCUUCAUAAAAUAACUGCUCUUAAACCUUACUUCCUUUAUUAUUAGAGUCAAAUAGAAGGGCAGUGUGGUAGGCAGCCUAUAAGAGGCCACCAGUGACUCCUCCCUCACUCCUGGUUUUCACACCCUUGCAUAAUCCCCUCCCUUCCCAAGCUUGUAGAGACUGGAUGUAGAGACUCCUCUGAGUCUCCAUUCCCUGCCUUGUGAACAGGAAUGUCUUACUGCAGUACUCCUAUGCCUGCUUUAUUAUUGUAUGUUGGGCGUGGUAGGCAGAUGACUUGUCCCAUUAGCUUCUUGGGUCUAUCAAUGGAGAGGAGGUCCAGAAGCUGCACUUAAAGAGAAGCCUCACCCACCCUGACUUGGUUCCAGUGAUAAGAUUCCUGACUCCAAGGUGACAUUGUAAUGCAAUGAGACUUCUGGGAAAAUGGGGAGUUGGGAAUGUAUUUUGCAUGCUUAUGGGCAUCCUCUAAGAAGGCUCCCUGAUCUCAUUUCCCGGUAAUGCAUCCUUAGGGUGUGCAUGGGACAUAAUGAUUGGCUUUUAAUAUAUAUAUACAGCAGAAGUGGUGGGGUGUCACAUUGUAAAAAGAGGGUCUUCUCUGGAUCUCUCACUCACUCCCCCUAAUGGGGACCACCUGCCAGGUUGGAAACCAGCUAUCAAGAGGCCCACAUAGCAAGAGACUGAGAAAGACUUCCAGCCAACAGCCCACAAGGAACUAACUCCUACUGACAACCACAAGAGUGAUUUUAGAAGCAUAGCCUCUUUAGCCGAGCCUCAAAAGUAGCCCCCACCACUGCAGUCACUCAAGAAGCCCCAAAGCAGAGAACCUAGCUAAAUUACUCCCGGAUUGAUUCCUGACCCACAAAAUAUGAAAGAUAAUAAAUCUUUAAUCAAG
Messenger RNA from Neogale vison (American mink), 3783 nucleotides. RefSeq names its product McKusick-Kaufman/Bardet-Biedl syndromes putative chaperonin-like. Lineage: Eukaryota; Metazoa; Chordata; Mammalia; Carnivora; Mustelidae. Gene Ontology annotation, cellular component: cytoplasm; nucleus; kinociliary basal body. Gene Ontology annotation, molecular function: ATP binding. Gene Ontology annotation, biological process: protein folding; chaperone-mediated protein complex assembly; cilium assembly. Bases 121 to 1833 code for a protein of 570 amino acids. The transcript has 4 exons. The record is from RefSeq and is a predicted model, not a curated record.